GACGAGGCGGCCGAGGCGCUGGGCAGCGCGGACGAGGAGCUGAGCGCCAAGCUGCUGCGGCGCGCCGACCUCAACCAGGGCAUCGGCGAGCCCCAGUCGCCCAGUCGCCGCGUCUUCAACCCCUACACCGAGUUCAAGGAGUUCUCCAGGAAGCAGAUCAAGGACAUGGAGAAGAUGUUCAAGCAGUAUGAUGCCGGCCGGGACGGCUUCAUCGACCUGAUGGAGCUAAAGCUGAUGAUGGAGAAACUCGGAGCCCCACAGACCCACCUGGGCCUGAAAAACAUGAUCAAGGAGGUGGAUGAAGACUUUGACAGCAAGCUCAGCUUCCGGGAGUUCCUCCUGAUUUUCCGCAAGGCCGCAGCUGGGGAGCUGCAGGAGGACAGCGGGCUGCACGUGCUGGCCCGCCUCUCCGAGAUCGACGUCUCCACCGAGGGCGUCAAGGGGGCCAAGAGCUUCUUUGAGGCUAAGGUCCAGGCCAUCAACGUGUCCAGCCGCUUCGAGGAGGAGAUCAAGGCGGAGCAGGAGGAGAGGAAGAAGCAGGCGGAAGAGCUGAAACAGCGGAAAGCGGCCUUCAAGGAGCUGCAGUCCACGUUCAAGUAGCGAGGCUGCGCCCGACUGUCUGGCCCUGGCCCCCGGUGCCCGACCCGGCCGGCGAGGGUGGCAAGGGCGGGGAGACUGGAGGCCAGCCUGAUCCUUGGCUCUGUCUGAAGGGACCAGGCUACAAAGCUACAGAUUGUGAACGAGCCGGCUGAGGGGUCUCCCAGAGCAGCCCAGCCUCUCCCCACUCCCUUCCACUGUUCCUGAGGCCGUGACACCAGCUGUCUCCCCGCCUGGCCCAGCCCUCCCUGGCCCCUCCUGCGUCCCUGGCACCCUGGCUGCCCGCUGCCUGCUCCAGCUGCUCCUGCUCACCACCCAGCUCCCAGCUCUAGGGUGCCCCCUGCUGGUGUGCCACCCUCCACACACAUUCCUCUCCCCCUGAGCCUCUCCCUCUCCUCUCCCCUACAGAGGCCACGUGCCCUUAGCCCCUCCCUAGAUUGGGGGAGCGACAGAUGGCAAGAAUUGUGGCCAGCCCCCUAGAGCUGAUCAAUGGCACUGGGGCUCCCCACCCCAGCACCUGUUCCUCCGGCCCCGCCUCCUCUCUCUGCUGGAAUCAAGGCGGGGCUUCUAUCUUGGCCAGGGGGCCCAGGCCCCUGGCACCCCAUGCUGACAUGGAGACCCCAGCUUUCUGGGGCAGCCAGGCAGGGUGAGGGGGCAGCUGUGCCAAUCUACCUCACGGGCCCUGACUCUGCCGGCCAUUCCAUGGGUCGUGGGCAGGGAAGGCUCUGGGGGCAGAAACACCACUCCCUAGUCACCCCCUCAAACAGCCUGAGGGUCCCCAGGACUCUGGAGGAAGCAGGGUGCAGGGGAGGGGUUGGCCCCUUCAUCGGGAAGGAAACCAGCUCGUCUCCAUUCUCCAGGAGGCGUCCAAGAAGUGCUUUAAGUGGUUUGCACGGCCCAGGUGGUGGGGAGCAGGGGACCUGGCUCAGCUCUUUCACGCCAUUCCUUCCCCAAGUGACACUGACCGCUUUGUCACCAGCAACGGGACCCGUCCUAUCACCCCCACCCCUGAGGAAGCAUGGGGACCCCAGCCCUCCCCAGGCCCAUCCCCAGACGGGCCGUGGCCAAGCCUGUGCCCCCGGCCCCGCCCUCCGCAGCUCCCAGUGUGCUCGCUCACGUGUGUGCGUGUCUGUGUGUGUGUGCGUCUGUGUCGCCGUGUCGUGAAGCUGUGCCCGUCCCCCAGUCCAAACAAGUGAACGGCCACCGAGGCCACAGUUAUGCAACUUCCCGUGCGUGUCGUGACAGCGUCACUGCUUUUUAAACUCGGUAACUCUUUAUUUUAGUAAAGUGCCCCCACGAGUCCACAAAACUGUUGGACUUGCAGAGGUUUUACUUUUCUGGCCUUAGAAUCUGCAGGAAUUAGGAGGUACUGACCCCAGUGCAGCAGCCUUGGCCCUGGAUUGCGUUUGCCUUAGCGGAUAUGUUUAUACAGAUGAAUAUAAAAAGUUCUUAUUCUUUUGGCUUA
Messenger RNA from Vicugna pacos (alpaca), 2062 nucleotides. RefSeq names its product EF-hand domain family member D2 (gene EFHD2). Lineage: Eukaryota; Metazoa; Chordata; Mammalia; Artiodactyla; Camelidae. The record is from RefSeq and is a predicted model, not a curated record. Gene Ontology annotation, molecular function: calcium ion binding.